Caenorhabditis remanei is the source of this 3084-nucleotide messenger RNA. RefSeq lists its product as uncharacterized. The coding region runs from base 1 to 3084 and encodes 1027 amino acids. The transcript is spliced from 8 exons. The record is from RefSeq and is a predicted model, not a curated record. NCBI's taxonomy places the organism in Eukaryota, Metazoa, Nematoda, Chromadorea, Rhabditida, Rhabditidae. Gene Ontology annotation, molecular function: protein binding; RNA binding.
AUGUCCUUCAGAAUACCGAAGAAGGUACGAACAGAAGAUGCGGCUGGAGCGCCAUCAGGAGCUGGUGGAGCUAGUGGGUCAGGUGGAAGUUCCAAUCCACCUAACAGGAACAAUCCACCGAUUCGCUUCACCACACCAUCCAGUUCUGGCUCCUCAUCCGCCAAAACUUUUACACCAAUCGGAAAGUGUGAAGUUCAAACGAACGUGUUCAAAGUUGACAUCACAAAAUUGCCAUUUCGUCUCACAAGAUUAUCAAUGGAGACUACGUUGUGUGGAGGAAAAGUGGAUGUGAACUUGACGGAAGGGCAUCAAGCAGUCUCUGGAGGAGUAAACGACAGUGAACGUCGUCUUGCUCUCCACACAGUCUUCCUCAAACUCUUCCAACGACAUCCGGACAUCUUCGGCACAGACAUCCUCCAAUACACAUAUGAUUGUGCGAACACGAUCUACGGUUUCGAGACAGCAUAUAAAGGAGGAGAUGCGAAGCUUGAAGAUAAGAUCGAAAGGAAGGAUUUCAGUGAUAAAGAGUGGGAGAUGAUCUCAAGAAUACUGAGAAGACAAUCAAUGUUCUUCAAAGUUAUUCUGUCAGCCAAUGGAUUCGUUUAUUCGGAUGGACCGAAUGCUCUGUCAAAUGAAAAUCGACAGGAAUUGACGAGAGUCGUGGAGAAUUGCAGUUCAGAAGUGUUGAACACAACUGAUUACCUGCAAUACGGAAGUCAAACUUUCCCGAUGAAUGAGCCUCCAGUGUUCAAGCCAGAUGCCACUACAGAGAUCAGAUGUGGCUUCGACAAAGCCGUUCGUCUUGCAGAAGGACUUGCAGGCACUCCGGAGAUCGUGGUGACAAUCGACACCAAGUUGAGUCCAUUCUUCAGUGCCACCUCAACCCUCAAGUUCUUCUGUAGCAAGUAUGCAGAAUUCAAGGGAGUCUCGACUGGAUCCCAGCCUGGUACCUCUCGAGGGAAUCGUCCUGGGGACCGUGGAGGUGAUCGUCGAGGAUUUGGAGGAAGAGAUCCAAGGGCUGAUCAGAGAAGAAGAAGCCGAAGCAGAUCUCCAAUUCGAAGAGAUGAGAAGCCAGUACAAGAUGACUGGAACUAUAAUGAAGUGAAAGAGAUACAGUCUGCGUAUGAGCGAGGAACCGAAAAGAAUCUUCUCGGAAGAAUUGAGGAGGCACUGAAAGGACUCCUUGUGGUCCCGAUUCAUCUGCCGAAAGACAAGAACAGAAAUAUUAUUGUUAGCAGAAUUGCUGGAUCCAAUGCGAUGAACUCAAUCUUCGAGCUCAACAAAGGAAAAGAUGACGCACGCAACAUCUCGGUCGCAGAUUACUUCAAGGAGAAGUACAACUACCAAAUCAAGUUCCCACAUCUUCCACUCGUCGUCUCCGGAAGACUCAAAAACGAAACUUUCAUGCCACUCGAGCUGCUCAACAUCGUUCCCGGCCAACGGAUCAAAAUCCAAAAAAUGAGCGCUAAUGUGCAAGCCUCAAUGACCGGUCAAAAUGCCACGUUGCCCCGAGACCAUGUUCUCCGAAUCCGAGAGAUUCUCAAGGGUCACUUGAAGAUCGAGAACAAUCCACAUCUCAAAAAAUUCGGCAUCCACGUGGCACGAGAGCCGAUUCAGAUGGAAGCCAUGAUGCUUUCUCCAGCUCAGAUGAUCUUCGCGAACCGAGCAAUUGUUGUGCCACCACCGGGAACGGUUCAGUUCCGCCAGAACAAAGGACAGAAGUACUACAAGCCAGCGAAGAUCAACAACGUGGCUGUGGUGAAUUUUGAUGGAGCUGUUACCAAUUUGGAGAUCUUUUCUGCUCGUCUCCACGCCACCUGUCUGAAAAACGGACUUGAAAUGCGAAAGAGUCAUCAAGAAUGGCUCAAGUACCAGUGGAACUCCAAUGAUGCAUCUUAUAUCAAAGCCGAGAUGGUCAAAAUGAGAGACGCCCAAAUCACCAUCAUCGUCGCCAUCACGCCGGAGAAGAAGCCUGAUGUUCAUGAUGUUUUGAAGUAUUUCGAGGCGUCUGCUGGUCUUCAAACCAUUCAAAUUCACAUCAACACUGCGGACUGCUUCGUGCGGGAUGCUGGAGGAGCACAGACUGUGGACAAUGUGAUGAGAAAAUUGAAUUUGAAGUGUGGAGGGAUCAACUACCUCGUCGAAAUUCCUCAGUCUUACGACCACAAAGUCGUCUGCUCGAAUGUGUCCUUCGUGCAGCAGAAAUUGUUCGCCAAGACACAGUUUGUUGGAUUCGAGAUGACCCACGGACCGUCGAGAACCCUCUAUGACCGAGUCCAGGGUACCUUCGAUGGUGAGCCCACUGUGGUUGGAUGCUCCUACUCACUGAAAGCCGUCACAGACCUAGGAGGAUUCCAUUUCCUCCAGGAAAGGAACGAAUACAAGUUGAAAAACUUGGAUUCCAAAAUAACCCAGUGUCUGGACCAGUACAAAAAGGCUGCUGGAGCGCUACCAGAAGUGCUCGUGGUCUUCCGAACUGGUGCUGGAGAAGGAGACUUCAAGAGAGUGGAAGAGGAAGUUCAAGAUAUGCGAAAGGCGUUGGAGAAGGUCGGAUCGAAAUCAAAACUGGUAAUGGUCGUGGUCCAGAAGACAUCGCACACCAGAAUCUUUCCCAAGGAGAUCAAGGGCAACAAGCCCGUCGAGCAGAACGUCAAGUCUGGAACUUGUAUUGAUGGCCAAAUCACAAGUGCCGGACGCCAGGAGUUCGUGUUGGUGUGCCAAUCGGCUCUCAUCGGUACCGUUCGACCGGUGAAGUACACCAUCGUGGCAAACGAUCCAGGAUGGUCAAAAAAUGAGAUGGCUCAUCUCACAUACUUCCUGGCGUUCAGCCACCAGGUGUCCUACCAGCCCCCAGCCAUCCCGCAUGUCCUAUAUGCUGCGGACAACUUGGCGAAAAGAGGAAGAAAUAACUUCCUUCAACACAAAAAACUCGGGUUGCUGACGAAAUCAAUCAAAAAAGUGCUCGCGGAACACAACGACCUUGCCGUGGAAGGACACGAAUCUGAGCUGGAUGCUCUUCUCGUGGAAAGCAUCACCGAUUCCAUGAACAAGAUGGCGGUGAAGAAUCGAAGUUUUUGGGCGUAA